Messenger RNA from Physella acuta, 2216 nucleotides. RefSeq names its product major facilitator superfamily domain-containing protein 6. Gene Ontology annotation, molecular function: transmembrane transporter activity. NCBI's taxonomy places the organism in Eukaryota, Metazoa, Mollusca, Gastropoda, Physidae. Gene Ontology annotation, cellular component: membrane. The record is from RefSeq and is a predicted model, not a curated record.
UUUCGUGUACUGAGUGAAGACCUACAUUUUAGCACGUCGAACAUUGCAAGGGUAAAAUAAAAGUUUUAAACUGUACGUUAGUUUACGUUAUAGGCUACCUGUUUAGAACUUGGUUUUCUUUAGGCCUCUCUCCGAGAGGGAGAGAGACAGGAGAUAGUAUAUCUCGAUCUAGGAAAAAAAGACAGUAAAACUGGGCAGCAAACUUAUGGCAAGUUUAAAUAACGGAACACCAACUCAUCCAGGGCAACCUACCGAAGUGCACGGCAAAAAGUCAUCAGGAUGGAAAAUCAACAAGAAGUUAUUGCCGCUCAAGAUUUUUUAUUUCUUUUUUUACGGGGCUUCCGGGUCUGUGAUUCCAUUUGUCAGUGUCUACCUAAAACAUCUUCGACUCAAUGUGGCUGAGGCCGGCCUCAUCACCGGAAGUGCCGUCUUGCUGGCCAUGUGCGUGAGGCCACUCUUCGGUAUGGCUGCUGACAGAUUCGGAGCGUGGAAGACACUGCUCGCGUUAUGUAACUUUGGCUUUGGGAUAGCGUAUUUCUGUAUGAUAUUUGUGCCAGUGAGGUUCCAAGCCUUUGGUGCCAGGAACGAAUCCCUGCCGGACGCUAAUGCGUCGAUAUUUCAUCAAGAGCCAUGGAGCCAUAUCUGGACUUGUUAUUCUGCUGAAGGAGCCGUGAUCUGCAGUUACCCGCAACAUCUAGACCAUAAAAAGUGUCACGUUUAUGAAAAUGACGUCACUUCAGUAGAAGAAACGGGUUUUCAAAGUUUUAAUGCUUCAAAUAAAAUUUUCCGUCAAGGUAAAAACAUUUCAGCAAACGAUCAUUAUAUUGGACUUAUGGGUAGUAGUGUUUCCUCCGCUGAAAGCUCAGAGUUAAAUUUAAGCUCAGAUGGUAAAUCUAUGUACCAAAAACAAGCCGAUGAAAAAGAAAUGUCAACGUAUUGUUUUUAUUUGAACUCUGAUACAAGCGUAACACCAGAUUUUUCAGGUAAUCAUUUAUUGGACAAAGAGACGCUCAAAACUACACCGGAAAUACCAACCGAUAAAAACACAAACAAUAUAUUGUCGUCUGGUAAAAGAAAAAACUAUAACAGAACUAACAAUAUGGUUCGACGCAGCUAUCCAGUUUGGUGUCUACCCAACUGUACCAAGUAUAUUUUAAAAUACAUGACGGGAACUCCAGAAACGGAACUUUUUACCACGACGAAAAAUCCAUUUAUUGAAAAUUCCGGUAACUAUGGAAGCAUUGUUCACGAUUUUGCUUUUGUAAUUUCGUUUCUUUUAAUAACGAUUGCACGUUCGUUCUAUGCUGCAUCAUCCAGUCUGGCAGAUGCAGUUACCUACACAGUCCUGGGACCCCGGUCCCAUCGAUGGGGUCAGCAGCGGCUUUGGGGGACGCUGGGAACGGCCCUGGCGGUGCUGGCGACCAUGGUCCUUAACGAUAGGCUCAAGGGAGACAACUUUUCUGCCCUUUUCGCAGUAUGUUUAGGGUUAUCUGUUUUUGCCUCUGUGAUCACCGGAACUACAAUGAAAGCACAAAAGAUACCGGAGAAAAGAAAACUCUGCUCUGACGUCACAAAGGUCCUAUCCAAUAGCAGCGUUCGUCUCUUCCUGGCCAAACUGUUGUUCUUUGGGAUCAUGUGUGGGACAGUGAACAACUUCUUCCUGUGGUUUUUGGUUGACCUGGGUGCCGACCAGACGAUUCUCGGCCUCGUUGUCAUGACGCACUGUCUGUCGUCUGUCAGCACGCUGGGGAACACUGGACGCAUACUGAAGCGUAUUGGGCCGAACAACACCAUGUAUGUGGCUUUGGUGGCCUACGUCAUACGCUACUUCACGUUCUCGCUGCUUACGUCACCGUGGGCGGCACUUCCGGUGGAGCUGCUUCACGGGUUGACCUACUCCAUGUUUUGGGCGGCGGCUUCUUCCACUGCGAGCCGGGCGGCGCCGCCCGGGACACAGGGGACGUGCCAGGGGAUCGCUGGUGCUGUGUACUGGGACCUGGGACGUGGACUUGGUUCGCUCAUCACUGGUCAAAUUUUGGACACUCUCGGCCCUAGGUGGACAUUCCGGGGCUACAGCGUGAUUUGCGCUGCGCUUUUGCCGCUAUUCGUGAUAGCUGAUCAUAUAUGGCCCAACAGGAAGUUCAGGACCAGGGAAACGCUGGCAGUCAAAAACUUAGAUGAAGAGAAAACUAUAAAUAGCACACAGAUUUAAAUGU